Acanthosepion pharaonis is the source of this 1314-nucleotide messenger RNA. Lineage: Eukaryota; Metazoa; Mollusca; Cephalopoda; Sepiida; Sepiidae. The record is from the annotation of a GenBank genome assembly.
AUGACAUUUCCCCACCCUCUGCAGUCUCUCUCUUCUAGUCGCAUUUUCACGACAGAAGUUAACCGCCGAUGCCUAUUGCAGAUGUUCGAUCCUCCAAUUGACUUCCAGUGUCAGAGCUGCGCUUCUUUGUCUUUUUUCUUUCUUCCUUUCCUUUUUCUUUCUUUCUUUCUUUCUUUCUUUCUUUCUUCAUCUUUUUUCUUUCUUUCUUCCUUUCUUUUUUCUUUCUUAUCUUGCUUUUUUAUUUCUUUCUUCUUUCAUUCUUCAUCUUUCUUUUUCUUUCUUUUUUCUUUAUCUUCCUUUAUCUUUCUUUUACUUUCUAAUCAUGAUUUCUUUUUCUUUCUUUCUUUCAUUCUUUUUUCUUUCUUUAUCUUUCUUUUGCUUUCUUUUUUCUUUCUUUUUUCUUUCUUUUUCUUUCUUUAUCUCCCUUUCUUUUUUCUUUCUUUCUUAUCUUGCUUACUUCUUCAUUCAUUCUUUCUUUCUUUCUUUCUUUUUUCUUUCUUCAUCUUUCUUUUUUUUUUCUUUUUUCUUUCUUUUUUCUUUCUGUUUUUUCUUUAUCUUCCUUUCUUUUUUCUUUCUUUCUUAUCUUUCUUACUUUUUCAUUCUUUCUUUUUUCUUUCUUUCUUUCUUUUUCUUUCUUCAUCUUUCUUUUUCUUCCUUUUUUCUUUCUUUUUCUUUCUUUAUCUUCCUUUCUUUUUCUUUCUUUAUCUUUCUUUUUUUCCUUCUUUCUUUUUCUUUCUUUAUCUUGCUUUCUUUUUCUUUCUUUCUUUUUCUUUUUUCUUUCUUCCUUUUUUUUUUUUCCUUUUUCUUUUUUCUUUCUUCCUUUUUCUUUUUUUUCUUUCUUUUUUCUUUCUUUCUUUUUCUUUCUUUAUCUUUCUUUUUUCUUUCUUUUUAUUCCUUUCUUUUUCUUUUUGUUUCUUUAUCUUUCUUUCUUUCUUUCUUCCUUUCUUCUUCCUUCCUUUUUUCUUUCUUUAUCUUUCUUUCUUCUUUCUUCCUUUUUUCUUUCUUUCUUUUCUAUUUUUCGUGCAUCUUCUCAUCCUGUCUUUUUCCCGCUAUCUCUCUCUCUCUUCCCUUUUUUUCUUCUCCACCCUCUUUCUACUCACUUUAUCUUUUCCUCUACCUAUUUCGCCUCAUGCAUCAAAGACGUUAACCUUCACCUACAAUCAACAUAUUGCUGUCAACCGUUUUCAUCAGUUCGGCUCCAGGACAAGAAAACUCCUUGUUCUUGAUCUUACCCUCUUUUAUUUACCUUCACGAUUUUUUUCUCUCUCCAUCCGUUUUUUUGACUGCUUCCACUUUCUUUCACAUUACAACUAA